GCCGCUGCAGUGCUUGCACAGGUCCUUGACAGUCUUGCGUAUACAACAAUAGCCUCUGGGCCUCUGAGAAGGAUGUUCCAGGUGCUUCGGUGCCUCUGCCGGAGUUAUAGUAUCAUUCCUCCAGCAUAUAACAUACGCUCUGGCUCAUUGCGCAAGAUCGGCGAGCACGCGUUGGAAUUUGGAGGACAUGCAGAUGUAUGGCGCGGAGAAUAUCUCGUGUCUGGCACUGGCUGGGUGAGCGUGGCGCUCAAAGCAAUUCGUAUCAACGCGGGAUCUGCGUCUCGCAUACGUUCGAGUGUAUGUCAGGAGGUCAUCAUGUGGCGACGCCUCCGCCAUCCGAGGAUCAUCCCAAUGCUAGGCGUCGACACGGAGCUCUUCCCCGUGUGUAUUGUCAGCGAAUGGGCAGAACAUGGCACUAUCACUGCUUUUCUCAAACGGACUCCGGCCGCGAAUCGACUGAAAUUACUCGUGGAUGUUGCUGAAGGACUGCAAUACUUACACUCAGAAACCGUCGCACAUGGCGAUCUGAAGAGCAGCAACAUCCUCAUCGAUAGCACACUACAUGCACGUCUGUGCGACUUCGGGCUGACAACCCUGAUUCACAGUAUCAACACGAUAGAUCCUGCCACGCGGAGUAAUGGCGGGCAAGGUACUGUGCAAUACAUGGCACCCGAAAUCAUGGACCCGGAGUCAUUCGGGCUUCGACAUGCGCAUGCCUCGCUAGAAGGCGAUAUUUACACUUUGGCAAUCGUCAUGUGGGAGGUCUUCGCAGGACGGCCCCCAUAUGGCUCGUGGCACGUUGGUCGAAUCCAACGCGAGAUUCUACGGGGGACGAGGCCAUCUCGUGUUGUCGAUGCUCUUUCCGAGUCACUGGGCUUGUCCAAUUCUGUCUGGGACCUCAUGGAGAGAUGUUGGCGGUCGGACCCUGGUGAACGCCCGCCGAUUGGGCAAGUGCUACCGGUCCUCACAUACGCUCUCGCGACAUCGAAGCCUGGACACUGGCAAUCGACACGCUCUAUAUCACCUAUCCUCGACUUGGAUACCCCCACAUAUUCGGUAGUCGCACACCAAGACCCUCCAUACGGCGCACGUGAGGGGUUUGUGUCGAACGUAGCAUCUUCGGCGCCAUAGAAUUCGGAGGUCGUGUUGUAUGGCUUACUAGCCGAAGCCCGUGCUACGCUACGGAAGUUCAAUAUGCGCUCGCGUGUCUUAUUCAUCUUGUAUACAACACGAAUGUAACUAUCCGUGUCCAAAUCAUUUGGUAGCAAUACUAACCCAGGAGGCCACUCAGCCGCCUCCCUCCGGGAGUCAGCUGAAUGGCCCCUUUGCCGUAGUAUACUACAUGGUAUGUUCGCGCUGUGCAUUGG
This is a messenger RNA of Fomitopsis serialis, 1367 nucleotides long. Its product is annotated as kinase-like domain-containing protein. Gene Ontology annotation, molecular function: ATP binding; protein kinase activity. The transcript has 6 exons. Bases 73 to 1131 code for a protein of 352 amino acids. Gene Ontology annotation, biological process: protein phosphorylation. The record is from RefSeq and is a predicted model, not a curated record. NCBI's taxonomy places the organism in Eukaryota, Fungi, Basidiomycota, Agaricomycetes, Polyporales, Fomitopsidaceae.